Vicia faba (fava bean) is the source of this 1527-nucleotide messenger RNA. The record is from the annotation of a GenBank genome assembly. Lineage: Eukaryota; Viridiplantae; Streptophyta; Magnoliopsida; Fabales; Fabaceae.
AUGAACACUACAACUCUCUCUAUAAACUCUUGUCUUCCUUCAUCUUCUUCACACCCUCCUAUCACCUCUCUUACAUUUCAACCUUUUUCACCAUUACGACCAAAACCCAUUACUCUUUCUUGUAGAAAACCACAAUUACGCUAUUUUCAAGGGCUAAAAACGGUCCAGAGUAGAAAAAGUUUGGUGCUUGAAGCUACAAACAUGGAUAAAACAGAGGUUGAGUCUCAUGGUGAAGAGGCUACGGAAGAGGGUGGUUCUUCUAGUUUGGUUGACUCUGAAAAUAAGAGGAAUUUGAAGCCUCGGAGAAUUGCUCUAUUUGUUGAGCCUUCUCCAUUUGCAUAUGUCUCAGGAUACAAAAACCGGUUUCAGAAUUUUAUCAAAUGCCUUCGUGAAAUGGGAGAUGAGGUAAUGGUUGUGACAACACAUAAAGGAGUGCCCCGGGAAUUUUACGGAGCCAAAGUAAUAGGAUCUUGGAGCUUUCCGCUCCCUUGGUAUCAGAACGUACCUCUCUCGUUGGCACUUAGUCCAAGAAUAAUUUCAGAGGUAGCUCGGUUUAAGCCUGACAUAAUACAUGCAUCGUCACCAGGCAUAAUGGUUUUUGGUGCUCUUAUCAUUGCUAAACUUUUGUCGGUUCCAAUUGUCAUGUCUUAUCAUACCCAUGUACCAGUGUACAUUCCAAGAUAUACCUUUAGUUGGCUGGUGAUACCUAUGUGGUGGGUCAUAAAAUUUCUUCACCGAGCCGCUGACCUGACUCUGGUACCAUCUGUUGCCAUUGCGAAGGAUCUUCAAGCGGCAAGAGUGACAGCAGCGAACAAGAUUCGUCUUUGGAACAAAGGUGUUGAUUCUGAAAGUUUUCAUCCUCGAUACCAUUCGCAUGAAAUGCGAUUAAGGCUAAGCAAUGGUGAACCUGAGAAACCCUUGAUAGUUCAUGUUGGACGGCUUGGAGUAGAAAAGAGUUUAGAUUUUCUUAAAGGGCUCAUGAAUAAACUUCCUGAAGCUCGAAUUGCUUUUAUUGGAGAUGGACCAUACAGGGUGGAGCUAGAAAAAUUGUUUGAAGGUAUGCCUGCGGUAUUCACAGGAAUGUUAGAAGGAGAAGAACUCUCUCAAGCAUAUGCUAGUGGAGAUGUAUUCGUCAUGCCUUCAGAGUCCGAGACACUUGGAUUCGUUGUUUUGGAAGCCAUGUCUUCAGGGAUACCUGUGGUGGCCGCACGCGCUGGAGGCAUUCCAGAUAUAAUCCCUGCAGAUCAAGAAGGUAAAACCGGCUAUCUCUACAAUCCAGGUGAUCUCGAAGAUUGCUUGAGUAAAUUGGAGCCACUUUUGUUUGACAAACAGUUGAGAGAAACCAUAGGAAAAGCUGCCCGCAAUGAGAUGGAGAAAUUUGACUGGAAGGCAGCCACGCGAAAGGUUCGCAAUGAGCAAUACAAUGCUGCGAUUUGGUUUUGGCGCAAGAAAAGGGCAAUACUAUUUAGACCGUUACAAUGGAUUACUAAACGUGUUUUCCGGUCUCCACAAGUCAAUUAUAGAUAA